Vicugna pacos (alpaca) is the source of this 1333-nucleotide messenger RNA. The record is from RefSeq and is a predicted model, not a curated record. Lineage: Eukaryota; Metazoa; Chordata; Mammalia; Artiodactyla; Camelidae.
CGAUACUCUUGUAUAUCAGAGGAAAAGCCGCCUUCACAGUCCCCAGACUUGUCUCCAGAUCAGAGCCAGCCAUGUCUGGGAGGGGAAAGGGCGGGAAAGGCUUAGGCAAGGGUGGCGCCAAGCGCCACCGCAAAGUCUUGCGAGACAAUAUCCAGGGCAUCACCAAGCCCGCCAUCCGGCGGCUUGCUCGGCGUGGCGGGGUCAAGCGGAUCUCCGGCCUUAUCUACGAGGAGACCCGGGGUGUGCUGAAGGUGUUCCUGGAGAACGUCAUUCGGGACGCCGUCACCUACACUGAGCAUGCCAAGCGCAAGACGGUCACUGCCAUGGACGUGGUGUACGCCCUCAAGCGGCAGGGACGCACCCUGUAUGGCUUCGGAGGCUAAGCUGCCCCUUCUGAGCUACAUGUGACAAUCUCAAAGGCCCUUCUUAGGGCCAACCACACAGUCACCAGAGGAGCUGGACACCUGCUGAAAGUAGAGGUAAAUUUACGUUUGGCAGUUGUCUGGAGUGGGGGUCAGAAGCUUGGGAGGCAGUGAUUCCCCAAACCCCCUGAGAGCCUUGAAGACCCAUGCCAGUUACUAAAAGCUGCCUUUUCACCAGCCUGCCUUCACUGUUACCAACCUGAAAGGCUAUUGUACUCCAGAUUUAAACCACUUUUUGGUUUGCUUUUGAGCGUGCUGUCAUUUGUGGUCCUUGGACCAGGCUGUGGUAGAAGUACUCUGGGCUUCACUUCCCGCGCCUGCAAGGAGGGAGUUAGCUGGGCAGCUUGAUGGCUGAGUUCACAUUGGAUGUUCUGAUGUUAAGAGCCCCACUUGAAAAGGUGCAAGAGCACUAGUGAAACCAAAUCCAGUCACCAACUAUUCAAAACUGAGAUAAAUUAGGUCAGAGGAGAGCUCAUUGAUGCUGAUGUAAAAUAUAUCUGAUGAAUUAUUUGGCCAAUGUAUGAAAAGUACUCUUGGUUCUGUUUUUCAUGCUAAGUUAAAAGGACCUUCACAAUUACCUGCUGAGAGUAUUGUGUGUGUGUAUGUGUGUGUGUGUGUGUACCAGCUUCAAGGGAGAAUUUAGUCAAGGACCUAUGAGACAUGAGAUCCGUCUUUCAGUGACAACAUUGCAAAGAUAACCGAUGCAGAAGAAACAAGUAUGAAAUUUCUAUAAAAGCUGAGCAAACUAGAAUCUUAAUGUCAUGAAAGCAAGCAAGUCUUCAAGAAACAAAGCUCAGGCAUGUCACUGUUCUGUUAGUUCCUGCUGUAAUUAAGAAUAAGAGACUGGCAGAAACAUACCCACCAUCAGUACAGAAAGUACAGUUUAGUUUUUGACAAGGCAAAAGCAAAUC